Molecule: messenger RNA, 1190 nt
Organism: Myotis myotis
Lineage: Eukaryota; Metazoa; Chordata; Mammalia; Chiroptera; Vespertilionidae
Product: complement factor H-like
Exons: 7
Coding region: 187-834 (215 amino acids)
Source: RefSeq, a predicted model, not a curated record
AAUUGCCUAUGAGACAAAGCUGUCAGGUAGGAUUGAGUAUGAGCAUAAUAAGAAAAUCAGUUACACUUGUGGGAGGAAGGCAAACAGAAACACUCAGUCUGCGUGAACGGAAAGUGGGAGCCCGAGGUGACCUGCACAGAAGCACCACGAUGUCCACCUCCACCUCAGAUUCCCAAUUCUCAACAUAUGGCCCUUUCAGUGAAUUUUCAAGAAGGAGAAAAAAUAUCUAUUCUCUGUCAAGAAAACUUUCUAAUGCACGAAGGAGAGGAAAUCGUGUGCCAGGAUGGACGAUGGCAGUCAAUACCGCGCUGUGUCGAAAACACGCUGUGUUCUCAACCGCCUCAUGUAGAACAUGGAAGCAUUAAUGCAUCCAGAUCUUCAGAAGAUGAAAGAGAAACAUUGGAACCCAGGCUAUAUGCGCACGGCACCACAUUAAGUUAUAUUUGUAAGGAUGGUUUCAAAUUAUCCAAAGAAGAUGGGAUAACAUGCCACCGGGGACAAUGGAGUGCUCCACCACAGUGUGUAGAAAUAAUGUGUCCUAGCCCACCCAGCUAUGGCAAUGCCAUCCUCACAGGCCGGAAGAAGAACUCAUACAAGUCAGGAGAACAAGUGGCUUCUGGAUGUCCAGACUAUUACCAAAUGUAUGGAUCCAAUUUUGUAGAGUGUAGGGAUGGCAUAUGGAUAGGAACACCCACAUGCAAAGACCUCUCCUGUGGCAGCCCUCCCUCAGUGCAAAAUGCCUUCAUACCAAACCAGAGGACUAGGUAUCGACAUGGGGACACAGCACGUAUGAAUGCAGGCAGCCUUUGGGCCUCUUCGGGAAAGCAGAAGUGACAUGCUUAAGAGGGAAGUGGACAGACCCACCUGAGUGCAAGGAGUCCACAGGACAAUGUGGGCGCCCUCCUGCUAUUCACAAUGGAGAUGUUACCACAUAUAUAUCACCAUUCUACGCUUCGGGGUCUUCAGUGGAGUAUCAAUGCCAGGCCUUCUAUGAACUUGAGGGAAACAGGAGAAUAACGUGCCAUGAUGGACAGUGGUCUGAGCCACCCAAAUGCUUAGGGUGUAGCUCACUUGUAUUCAUUAAUCAGAAUUCCUGUUAAAUGGCAUGUGGGAGAUGUCAUUGUAAUCUGAGACCAACGGACCACUUCUCAUAAGCAUCUCAUUAAAAGGUGACAAACCAACAUGCUACG